UGUACUACACUGCUCAACUUUGAAAGAAUGUCUGUCACAAGUAUUUAGUCACAUUAGAAUAUACAGAUGUAUUUAGUGGCUGUUUUAAGACUGUUAUAAAAAUACAACAAAUUUAUAAUUAAUAAUAAUUAAAAAUAAUAUUGUUGCUGCCAUAAAAGAAUUACACAAUUCUUAUCAUUUUUCUUAUAUUGCGAAAACCAUCUUUAAUCAUUUUGACGUAUUGUCAACAUCUGUCAUAGCAAGAAAUAUUGUUUAAAUAUUAUUUAAUUGACAUUACAUGUAUAUAUAUUUUAUUGUUCAUAAAGAACGAAGUUAAUUAUUGUUCAUUAACUGAAAGAUUUUAAUUAAGAAGUCUUUGUCUUAUAAUUAUUUAAUGGGGAAUGAAAAAAGUACUCUUAAUGGGAUUGAGAUAGAUGAAAAGGUUAUUGAGAUCACAGAUUUUUGGACACAAUAUAGUGCAACUGUUCAAAACUAUAAUUCUCAGAAAGUAUCAGUUUUUAUUAGUGAACCUUCUUUACAUUAUACUGCAAGUUUUGGAAAACCAACUCCAUUAGAAAGAAUAGCAAAGAAUUUGAUGUUACACCGCCAUCCAUGUAUCUUAAGGUAUAUUUCUUCAUGGCAUAAAGGUAGUAAAUAUUUUUUAUGUACAGAAGAGGCAAGACCUUUGGUACAAGUAAUCGAUGCACAAAAUGCUCUUCAAAUUUGUGUUGGUUUAUACAGCAUUGCUUGUGCAUUAGUAUUUCUUCACGAAAAAGCAUUAGCAUCGCACAACAAUGUAUGCAGUGGUUCCAUUUAUAUUACACCUGAAGGAUGUUGGAAAUUAGGUGGAUUUGAAUAUCUUUGUAAAUUUUCUGAAGCAACAUCAACUUACUAUCAGAAAAUAAGAAAUUAUAGAUAUCAAAGAGCAACUUGUUCCAAUGAGGAUAUAAAUGCAUUAAUCGAUUCAGGAAAUCUUUCUUCUAUUGAUGUUUAUGCAUUUGGAAUAUUAGCCGAAGAUAUUUUAAAAUUAAAACAUGCAGACAAUAUACCAGCUUUAACUGAAUUUCAAGAAUUUUGUAAAGAAAAUCUACAAAACGUAGAUGCAUCUUUAAGAUGUAAAUUGACCAAAGUUCUUCAACAUCCUUUUUUCACACAUGAUUUUAUAAAAAUACAUGGCUUUCUUGAAGAAUUACCUUUAAAAACUAAUGAAGAAAAAGAAGCAUUUUUCACAAAUUUAGUAAAUGAUUUAAAAGCUUUUCCUGAAGAUGUUGUAGCUGAACAACUUGGUCGUUCUUUGUUAUCAAGAAUAGUUUUGUUAGAUCAAACGGCACAAGUGAAAUUUUUACCCUAUGUAUUAAAACCAAGAGAUGAAAAUGAUGAUAUAGAAAACAGUGUGUUUUCUACUCCAGUUUUUAAGACUUAUUUAGUACCCAGACUUUUACAAAUGUUUUGUAUAAGAGAUGUUUCUAUUCGUUUAUUACUUCUACUACAUUUCAAAUCAUAUGUACAUACAUUUCAAACUGAUGAAUUGAAAUCACAAAUCUUACCUGAAUUAUUAGUUGGAAUAAAAGAUACCAAUGAUCAUCUUGUUUGUGCUACGUUAAAGGCAUUAGCUGAAGUAGUAUCUAUCUUAGGAGCAGCAACAGUAAUUGGUGGAAAAAGAGCUAAGUUAUUUACAGAUGGACGACCAAAUAAAAUGAAAGAACGAAAAGAAAAUAAGAUUACAUCUACUACUAAAAAUAAUAACACUGACACAAUUGCUCCAAUAGAUAUGAAUGAAAUAGAAUUACAUUUACCAGAACGUCUAUCUCCAGAUGGUGGAGAAGAUAAAAAAGAAUCAUCAUUUGCAUUUGCCGAUGAAGAAAGUACUUGGUCUGACUGGGAUACUCAUGAUGCAAAUGUAGAUUCUAACCAAUCAAAUGUACAAAAUAUACAACAGAUAACACAAAUAGAAACUCCAAAUGUUGAAAAUGUAUCGGUCUCACCAUCAAGUAUAACUAAAAAUGAAGUAAAUAAAUACACACAAAAAAUAGAAAUGUCAGAUAUUUCUCAAUUGGAUAUAAAGCAUUCAAAAUCAAUGAAAAGUACUGUAGAUGAUUUUGAUUUUUUCACGGAUAUGGAACCUAUAAUAAAAAAGACACAUGUCUUGCAUGUACAAGAGAAAAGCAUAUUUGAUGUAAAACUAUCUAAUACAACGUUACAAGAGUCUGAAGAAAAUGGAUGGAGUGAACAUUUAGGUGACUGGGAUAUAGAAGAUACUAAAGAAUUAAAUUUUUAAUUAAAUCUUUUUAAGUUAUACAAAAAUAUUUGUUAUUAAUAUAAAUAUAUAUAUAAAAUAAUACCUACAUAGCAUCUAACUAAAAGCUUUUUAAUUAUUAACUCUACAAAUAUUAAUAUGGAAUUUAUUUUUUUAAAUGCGAAUAAUAUAUU
Molecule: messenger RNA, 2409 nt
Organism: Polistes dominula (European paper wasp)
Lineage: Eukaryota; Metazoa; Arthropoda; Insecta; Hymenoptera; Vespidae
Product: protein-associating with the carboxyl-terminal domain of ezrin
Biological process (GO): protein phosphorylation
Molecular function (GO): ATP binding; protein kinase activity
Source: RefSeq, a predicted model, not a curated record